AUGGGCGUUAUCGAGCCUCUGCUUGACAAACUCAGCACUGCUGAGGCGAAGAGCCUGCUGGCCUGCCUGCACCAAGACGACAUUGGAGGGUACGGUCUCAUGAGUAUGUGGAAGAAGUAUGCCAAGACUGUGCAUUGCAAGGCUCAUUGCGAAGCUGCCAUGGCUAUCUGGCUGCGAGAGGAGGGCUUCAUGUCGACCCCGCUUAGCGAUCCCAUCUUCGCUGUCUCCAGGGAGUGCUGCAUGGUGUGCCGCCUCAUCGCUCGUGAGCUCAUGGCAAGCCGACACAAGGACGACAACGGCGUCCGUUUCGACCGAGUCCUGCUCCCCGAGCACAUUGCCAUUAUGCCGGUGGCGCUGCCCAAGCACUGUCCCCUGGAUGUGGCCGAGAAAGUCUUGGAGGAGGUGGAGGCACGUGUCGUUGCCUUAAUCAAGGCCUCUUCUGUCUCCAAGCUCUGA
This is a messenger RNA of Phaeoacremonium minimum UCRPA7, 456 nucleotides long. RefSeq lists its product as hypothetical. NCBI's taxonomy places the organism in Eukaryota, Fungi, Ascomycota, Sordariomycetes, Togniniales, Togniniaceae. The record is from RefSeq and is a predicted model, not a curated record. The transcript has 2 exons. The coding region runs from base 1 to 456 and encodes 151 amino acids.